CAAAGAUGGCAUGAGUACCCCAAACAGUGCCAAAAAGCGAAGAGCCCGUGUCCAGGGCGGGUGGGCGGCGCCAACAAACGUGCGCUCAGACAGGGAUAAGCCUAAAGCCCCAAUAGGACCCGCCUGGCUAGGGAAAAAUGUCGACCAGCCGGUGGAACGCAAGUUCGUGUAUGAAAAACCAGAAGAGGAUAACAGAGUUAUUCCACAAGAGAAGACAAUAACCAAAGCAGGAGUGUAUGAUAUCAGCACUGAACCAUCAGGAGUAGCCAGGCUGAGGUUCUUUCCGAUCUUCAUUGACCCAGAGGAGGCAAAUGUAAUUUACGAUACUCUGUAUCAUGAGUUACCAUGGAGACAGAGGACAGAUGUGAAGAAGACAGGUGAAUCUUUCCUACAACCUCGGCUGACGGCGUGGUACGGAGAUAUUCCAUACUCUUACUCGGGGCUCACUCAUCAGGCUUGCCCAGAGUGGCAUCCCACUCUGAUCAUGCUGAAGGAACGCCUGGAGGAAGUGACAGGGAUCCACUUCAAUUCCAUGCUUGCAAACCUGUAUCGUGAUGGCCAUGAUUCUGUGGCCUGGCAUUCUGAUGACGAACUCUCUUUGGGGCCAGAGCCAACCAUUGCAUCACUGUCCUUUGGAGAUACUAGAAAUUUUGAACUCAGAAAGAAACCUCCACCUGAGGAGAAUGGUGAUUACACAUACAUGGAGCACAUAAAGGUUCCCUUGAUGCAUGGUUCACUUCUUAUAAUGGAGGGGGCAUCACAAACAGACUGGCAGCAUAGAAUACCUAGAGAAUACCACGACAAAGGACCAAGGAUUAAUUUAACAUUUAGAAUAAUUUACCCAGAGUAGAAUCUUCAGAAUUUUUCUACAUUGAACUUACCUUUGUGUGAAAAAUAUGCAACAGAGAAAGAUAUGUGAUGUCUUCUUUUCUGUAAUAUUUCCAGAUUUACAUUAAAUGCAAAAUAUUUUCUAUGCAGAAAAAAAAACCUUUAUGACUGAAACAAAUAUUACAGGUGCACAAUUUUUUUUAACCUUUUGUAAACAAUUGAAAUAAAUGAAAAGAUGAUUUUGACACAUUUUUUAGGAAUUAACAUUCAUAGUAUUAAUGGUUCUAGGCUAAAUUUGAUAAUAAAUUCACAAAAAGGGUUUUACUUCAAAAAUAAAAAGAAGAACAUAGAUGAAAUUUCUUUUUAUAAUAGUUGAAUAAAAACAUAACUAGGAACUUUUUAGAAUGUAUCUCAUGGGUAUGCUAAAUUAUUUUCAGAAUUGAUGAUUAAACACUAAAAAUACAUGAAUACUUCUGAUUGGCUGAAUUACAGAAAUCAAUGUUACAUGUAUUUAUACCCACUGUUUGUUGUGAACUUUUCUCACAGGUUGAGGAUACUUUUGUGAACAAUAUAUUAUUUAUUUUCUUUGUUAGGAAAAUUAAAAAUGAUUUUUA
Molecule: messenger RNA, 1442 nt
Organism: Saccostrea echinata
Lineage: Eukaryota; Metazoa; Mollusca; Bivalvia; Ostreida; Ostreidae
Product: alpha-ketoglutarate-dependent dioxygenase alkB homolog 3-like
Exons: 7
Coding region: 11-850 (279 amino acids)
Biological process (GO): DNA alkylation repair; DNA repair
Cellular component (GO): nucleus
Molecular function (GO): dioxygenase activity
Source: RefSeq, a predicted model, not a curated record